Symbiodinium natans is the source of this 750-nucleotide messenger RNA. The record is from the annotation of a GenBank genome assembly. NCBI's taxonomy places the organism in Eukaryota, Dinophyceae, Suessiales, Symbiodiniaceae.
AUGGCAAUCCUGCUCUUCGCAGGCCUCUUCCUGGUCCUUCAACUCCGAGAGCCGGUCUUUGAUCCGGAGACAGGGGCCUGGACCGGAGUCGCGAGCGUAGUGCACCUCCUGUCCCGCAAGAAUGGGGGCCUCAACACUUGCGCCAGCGAGUUCAUCCGAGACCUCGCGCGCACCUGGGGCUGCGAGUCUUUCGCUGACUACGGCGCCGGGACGGGGGCGUAUGCCCUGUACAUGAGGAAGGAGGGCCUGGAGUCGGUGUCGUGCGUUGAUGGCAACCCGGCCGUCAAAGUCUUCUCCCGCAACUUGUGCUCCGUUGCUGACUUGAGCAAGCUUGAUCCUACACUUCCCAAGGCCGAUCUCGUACUGUCUCUGGAGGUUGCGGAGCACAUUCCCGAAUCAUUUCAGGAAGCCUACAUGCUCAACGUCGUGAACGGGGCGCGCAAGGGCGUGGUGCUGUCUUGGGCAGUGCCUGGUCAACCCGGUGCCGGUCACGUGAAUUGCAGAGACAACUCGUGGGUCAUCAAGCGCUUUGCUGACCUCGGCCUGAAGUACGAAGAGGCCCUGACCACGCGCAUCCGGAAAACUGUGGAGAGCUGCCCGGAAGAGUUCAACACCAUCAACUUCAAGCGCACCAUGCUGGUGUUUUCCAAGGGUGAUGAGAGCACUGGAGAAACGCCUGAGUCGCCGGAGCACGCAAAUUCCGGAAAGCUGCACUUGGGGAAGUUUGUUGGGUGGCUGGUAGGGUUUUGA